Melanaphis sacchari is the source of this 1086-nucleotide messenger RNA. RefSeq lists its product as uncharacterized. Lineage: Eukaryota; Metazoa; Arthropoda; Insecta; Hemiptera; Aphididae. Bases 1 to 1086 code for a protein of 361 amino acids. Gene Ontology annotation, molecular function: protein dimerization activity. The transcript has 4 exons. The record is from RefSeq and is a predicted model, not a curated record.
AUGACUUUAACAUUUGUGAAAAUCAAUUGGGUGCUAUCACAUGAAAAUUCAAAUGCUGAGAGUUUAGCAAAUGAAAUAAAACUAUCAACAAAUAAACUGACACAAAUGAAUUAUGCCAAUGUUAUGAUGGUGUUCCGUGAUGAGUGGGAAUUUUCAGGGGUUCAGAAAGAAUACGUUCAGAAGUUCCUCAUGCCAUAUAUUCACUGUUAUGCCCAUCGAUUGAACUUUAUGUUUAGUUCAAACACUCAAAAUAUACCUUAUAUUAAAAGAUUGAUAGACACAAGAUGGGCGUAUUGGUACACAUCAAUUAAAAUUAAUAUGCGUUUUUCUGAAUUGUUAGAAGUUCUUUCAGUUCUGAGUAAUGAAGGUGAUCAAACUGCAAGAGCUAUUGGAAUUUUAAAUGAAAUGUCUACUUUACCCUUCAUAUUAACCUCACUCUCCAUGGAAGCUCUUUUACAAACAGUCCAUUGUGCCUCUCUAGGACUCCAAAAUUCCAAUGUGAUACAAUCCGUGGCAGUUAAUUUAAUAAAUAGUACAAAAGAGUCUAUUAAACAAAUGCACAAUGAUACUUUUUGGGAAAAUAUUAAUAACUCAGCAAAAUUAAUUGCUGAAAAAAAUGGAAUAGCUAUAGAAAAUAGACAUAAUUCUAAACGGUGCAUUGAUACUGAUGAAAAUUUACAAUCAAACAAUCCAAAAUAUUUGUUUUAUAUUGCAAUUGACAGCCUCUUGCUUGAAUCUGAAUUUCAAUCUGCUAAAGCCCUUAUACAAAAUUCUAAUACAAACCAAAGUAACAACAAUAUUUUUUCUAUUUCCAAAAUUUUAAACAAAAUUCCUAAUGCUUUUCCAGAAACUUUAAAAAUCAUAACUAUCCUCUUAACUUUACCCGUUUCAACUGCUUCAAAUGAACGUUUCUUUUCUUCGCUUAAGCUUGUUAAAACGCAUUUAAGAUUGACAAUGGGCGAUGAACGACUGAGUGAUUUAUUAGUGAUAGCCGUGGAGAAGGAAACAGCUUCACUGAUAAAUUUAAAUCAAGCUGUUGAUAUGUUUGGAGCUAUGAAAACAAGAAGAUAUCCUGUCACUGCCUAG